GGGGCCCCUGUGUCCUUGCCCAAACUCAAAAAAGACUAUGAAAAAGGUACCAGGGGCAUCUCAUGGGGCCCCCUACUGACCCCGGGCCCUCGCAAUAGGGGAUCAUGGGGCCCCUGUGUCCUUGCCCAAACUCAAAAAAGCCUACGAAAAAGGUACCAGAGGCAUCUCAUGGGACCCCCUACUGACCCCGGGCCCUCGGGCAGUGCCCGAGUUCCCAAAUGGUCAGUCAGGCCGCCCCUGGUUUGCACUUGUAUAUACAGUAGCCCAACAGUUACUGUACAAAAAAGUGAAUUA
Molecule: messenger RNA, 294 nt
Organism: Staurois parvus
Lineage: Eukaryota; Metazoa; Chordata; Amphibia; Anura; Ranidae
Source: the annotation of a GenBank genome assembly